This is a messenger RNA of Phalaenopsis equestris, 1741 nucleotides long. Its product is annotated as oligouridylate-binding protein 1B-like. Bases 351 to 1625 code for a protein of 424 amino acids. The record is from RefSeq and is a predicted model, not a curated record. NCBI's taxonomy places the organism in Eukaryota, Viridiplantae, Streptophyta, Magnoliopsida, Asparagales, Orchidaceae. The transcript has 12 exons. Gene Ontology annotation, molecular function: mRNA binding.
UUACCUUUUUUUGCCAUUUUUCACAUCACCUGCCUUGAUAGAUUUUUAUACCGAGAACUAUCUCUGGUUCGAUCAAAAGUACCCGACGCCCCCACUCCAGAACGGCAUCGACUAGAUUUCACUAACAUAUUCAUCCUCCCGGUUCUGCACAUUCCCCGGCUACUCUUCUCCUUUACGAAUCUAUGCCAAAAUUUCAGAUCCGUUGUUUCUAGGGUUUUACCGGCACAGGUAGUCGUCCUCUCUUGUCACUGUAUCGGUGUGCAAAGGGAUUCGAAUCAAUCCAAUCGUCCUUUUCCGAGGUUUGCUCCGCUGAUCACCUUGCCCCUUGUCACGUCUUCGGAGUGAGGAAGAUGAAUCAGAGACUAAAGCAGCAGCAACAACAGCAGCAAGCUCUGAUGCAACAGGCUCUUAUGCAGCAGCAGCAGCUAUACCACUCCGGUGUCCUUGCAGCUAUAUCACAGAUGGAGCCUGUUCCAAGUGGCAACCUGCCCCCUGGUUUUGAUCCAUCUACUUGCCGCAGUGUGUUUGUAGGCAAUAUCCAUCCCCAGGUCACAGAAGCCCUUCUUGCAGAAGUUUUCCAGAGUAUGGGUCCACUUGAAGGAUGCAAACUCAUUCGAAAAGAAAAGUCUUCUUAUGGGUUUGUUGAUUAUCAUGAUCGGAGAUCAGCAUCCCUUGCAAUUAUGACUUUGAAUGGACGUCUUCUAUAUGGUUUGUCAAUUAAGGUGAAUUGGGCUUAUGCAAGCGGUCAACGAGAAGAUACAUCUGGGCACUCCCAUGUUUUUGUCGGUGAUCUUGGCUCGGAGGUCACUGAUUCAAUGCUUUUCAAUCAUUUUCAAGUUUAUCCCAGUUGCUCGGAUGCACGUGUGAUGUGGGAUAACAAAACUGGGCGUUCUAGAGGAUAUGGUUUCGUUUCUUUCCGCAACAAACAGGAAGCUCAGAACGCUAUUAAUGAAAUGUCAGGUAAAUGGCUUGGUAAUCGGCAAAUAAGAUGUAACUGGGCAACCAAGAAUUCUGGCGAGGAAAAGCAGGGUAGCGAUAAUCAAAAUGACUUGGCAUUAACAAAUGGUAUUUCUAGCAAUUUGGGAGCUCAGGAGAAUUCAAAUGAUGAUGCUCCAGAGAACAAUCUUGCAUACACUACUGUAUAUAUUGGGAACCUUGCACAUGAGGUGACACAAGCUGAACUUCAUCGCCAAUUCCACAAUCUUGGAGUUGGUGUUAUUGAAGAAGUACGCAUUCAGAGAGACAAGGGAUUUGGAUUUGUGAGGUUUCAUUCCCAUAAUGAAGCUGCUGCAGCCAUUAUGAUGGCAAAUGGAAAGAUCGUUUGUGGGAAGUCCAUAAAGUGUUCUUGGGGAAACAAGCCCACCCCACCCGGCACGACUUCAAACCCGCUGCCGCCUCCAGGUCCUCCUUUCCAACUCUUGGGGGCUCAUGGAUACUCAGAUGCAGAUCUUCUGGCGUACCAGCGGCAGCUCGCCAUAAGCCAGGCGACCGCAGUACCUUUGGCUGCACAGCAUAGCCUUGCCGCCGCCCAAUCAUCAACAGGCCUCGUACCUGGCGGGUCUCAGACCGUCUAUGAUGGCUAUCCAAGCCACACAUCCUCUCAGCAGCUGAUGUACUACAGUUAAGAGGCCUGCAUCUGACUGAUACUUAAAAUGGAUUUUAUCACUUUGUUGACAACAUUCUGGACUUCUGGGUUUUGUGAUUUUUACUUUAUUGGUGGAGGGAUGUUGAUCUUAUUUUC